Molecule: messenger RNA, 637 nt
Organism: Fusarium odoratissimum NRRL 54006
Lineage: Eukaryota; Fungi; Ascomycota; Sordariomycetes; Hypocreales; Nectriaceae
Exons: 1
Coding region: 170-637 (155 amino acids)
Source: RefSeq, a predicted model, not a curated record
CGACGUGGCCCUUUAGCAAUGGGUUCAGGUUUGUCCCAAGAGGCUGGGAUGCACCAAAAAGCCAAGACAUUUAGAAUUUUCGUCGGUGGCAGCCUUUGUGCGCCUUGUUCUGAGUGCUUUAAUUGUGUGUGUGUGCGUUGUCGUUGCUAGUUGUCGUGAUGAGCGUCAUAUGAUGCGUAUCAUGCGCCUCUGGUGUGAGAGCAUUGGAAUGACGAGAAGCCAGAUGAUGACGGUGAUGCAGAAGUUGGUGGUCGUUAACCUCUGGCCUUGCAUUCGUCAAGUUGGCUGGGCUUGGCACCAGGAUAAGCAUCGCAUCAGCUACCUUACCUACAGGCUACAGGGCAUCCUGGGUAGGAUCAGCUCAACGGAGUUAGGGCCAACGUUUACGACGGCCUUGUCCGCCUACGUUAGUAGCUGGGAAGUGGGCGUUGAGGGUUCUCGAAGGCCAAGUGCCGGCAGCAAACUCGGUCGUGUUCUCUGCUGUCUUGGCUUAAUCUCUCGGGACCGUUUAGUUUUUUAUACCAUGGUGGAUAUCAGAAGCUUGGUUGUGGGAUCAUCGAGUCAGGAAUUGGGGCGAAAGAGUGCUGGCAUUGCAGCAAAAGUAACAAAGGCCCCAGUGCGUGAAUCAUUCCUUUGA